Messenger RNA from Pseudo-nitzschia multistriata, 1578 nucleotides. The record is from the annotation of a GenBank genome assembly. Lineage: Eukaryota; Bacillariophyta; Bacillariophyceae; Bacillariales; Bacillariaceae.
GGGUGUUGGCGAUUGUGGGAGUGGUGGUGACGAUUCCAUGUUGCUGUACAUGCUUUGCAAUUCGAUGUAUGGCGCUCCGAAUCCUGUUUGUUGCUGCAGAACGCUUGGGGAUGAAUACUGCUUUGCCUUCUGACUCCGCUUGUAGAUAGUAGCCAUAACAGCACAAAGGAUGGACAAGAGGCAUACAGCGGCGAAGGGUUGCGACGAGAGCGGGUUCUGUAAUGGAAUGCCGGAGGCUUUCGCCGCAGCCGUGGCCACCCUGCCGGUGCUGCUGCUUCUGACCGUGAUUUGCAACUCGUCCGGCAUGAAGAGGACCGCAUCGGCAUACGCAUUCUGCAUCACUUGUUUGAGAUGGAGGCCAUCUUUCUGGACGCUACCGAAAUUUCCAGUCCCGUCUUCUCCACCCCAGCAUCCGAAGAAAAUCCGAUGGGGCUCUCCGGUGACGGGGUCCCACUGAACGUCCAGGCCGGUAACGAGAGUGAACUGGCGUGCAAAGGAUUUGUCGGCAACAUUUAGGCGGCAAAAAUUCUUCACCUGCUCCUUGCCCAGAAACACAUCCUUGGUUUGUGAGGCAGCCUUCACCACCGGCAGUCCCUGCUCGUCUGUAGAAAUGUCAAUGGGGAUGCACUCGAUGCCGGCUUCAUAAACGGUCCUGCAGAAGUAGUCCGGCUUUUGUGUCCGGGGGUUGUAAUUCAAUCGCAAGCUUCCCCCGUCCCAGACACUCGCAUCAAAGUGGGCGCCAUCAAUGACCGUUCCAGUCCCGGUCAGAUCCUGGCGCUUCAAUCCGUCCUUGAUCGAAUUGGCCCCUUCGGGAAAGGCCCAGACACGCGAGGUCAGCUCUCCGGUAUCAAUACCAGGACUGAAUAAGACGCUCAUCAAGAAGGUUCUCCUAGAGCCGGUUUGAGAUGCCGGAAUGAUGGCCAGUCCUCCGUAGGGCAGGACGGCCUCUCGGCCCCGUGCGCUCUGGUAAACAAUCGAGACCGGUUCGGUGCAUCGUGGAAAGUUGCUGGAACGCGAAAAGUGAUCGUUGGCUUGCACCGUGUCCAAAAAGACACAAUCCGACUCUUCUGUCUUGAGCCUUGACACGCCGAGCGUCCACAUAAGUUUCUUGCUCGACGAGAAGGUGUCCCCGCAGUCCUUGUAAAAGCCCUCCCACGAAACAAACGUGUCUCCGGUGUGUUCGUCGAUCACGAAUGAUCGGACGAUCGUGUUCGCAUAUGUGUGAUGAUAUUCGUUGUUGGAGUCGAAUUCCUUGGCGUUGCUGUGAAAGCCUAGAUCUUCGUAGUCGGCCUUUGUGCAGCAGUCAAAGUCACACUCGUUCCAAUCGAUGACCGAUUGUGUUUUGAAGACCGACUCAAACUUGAGAGAGCCAUCGUGAUUCACAAUCUUCUUGUCGAAAUCGAUGGCAUCGGGAACCUGGGCGCGGACAAUUUCCCAAUCGCUAUCCUCUCCCUUCAAGUAGUGAGCCUUGUGGGUGUUGGCAUAGAGAUAGUUCUUCUUCUUCUUUCUAUCCAGAGGACUUUCCCGCAACGACGACAGGUCGAAUUGCAGAUUCCGCAACAAAAGUUCCGACUGAUC